CUGUAGUCAGGCACAAGUCUAGUCUUGAAAGGAUUCUUGGACAUCAGCAUCAUUCAGCUUCAUCAUGGCUGGACACCUGCUGUUAGUCGUCCUCAUGUAUUCAUUUUCUGAGAAGAAAGCACAAGCUCAUCUUCCGCCUAUACUGACAGUGAAUCCAGCGGUGAUUACAGAGACAGAAACAGUCACACUGAACUGUCAGCCUCCAUCAUCUGUUUCUGUGUCUCAGUGUUAUUUUCAUAUUGAAAGAGGAAAACCAGGCAAAGUCUUCUCAUGUCUGAAGAAUCUGACAGGGACUGAGCUGCUGGAGAUGACACACCAGAGUUCACCUGCUGAGGUUAAAGUAACAUGUUUUUAUCUCUACGGCUCUUCAUCUCCUGACAGUGAUGUUUCCUCCAUCAUCAUCAGAACAUCUCUUCCUCCACCUGCACUGACAGUGAAUCCAGCAGUGAUCACAGAGACAGAAACAGUCACACUGAACUGUCAGCCUCCAUCAUCUGUUUCUGUGUCUCAGUGUUAUUUCCACCUUGAAAGAGGAAAACCAGGCAAAGUCUUCUCAUGUCUGAAGACACUGACAGGGACUGAGCUGCUGGAGAUGACACACCAGAGUUCACCUGCUGAGGUUAAAGUGACAUGUUUUUAUCUCUAUGGUUCUUCAUCUCCUGACAGUGAUGUUUCCUCCGUCAUCAUCAGAACAUCUCUUCCACCUAAACUGACAGUGAAUCCAGCGGUGAUCAACGACACAGACUCAGUCACACUGAACUGUCAGACUCCAUCAUCUGUUUCUGUGUCUCAGUGUCAUUUCUACAUUUUAAGUGGAGGAACAGCCAAAGUCCUCUCAUGUCUACAAACACUGACAGCGACUGAGCUGCUGGAGAUGGCACAUCAGAGUUCACCUGCCAGGAUUCAAGUGACGUGUUUGUACACUGUACAGAUUGGAGAGUUUAACUAUCCAUCUCCACACAGUGACACAUCCUCCAUCACCAUACACAGUUAUAAACCACAGAUGACACUUCAACAUUUUGACGGUGACCACGUUCUCUUUACCUGCUCUCUGUCUGGACCUGCUGAUCAUGAUACAAAAUGUAACCUGUACUUUGGAGAAGCAAGUUGUUCAGUCCUAACAAGAAACAUCUCAGGGAAGAGGACCUCAAAAAAUCAAUCUUUCUGCCAGUUUACUGUCACAAUUGAUAUUUUGCUGAGACUUCUACGUUCAGUUCAACAAAGCGAUGCCAGCUGUGAUUACACGUUGGGAAGUGACCCCAACUCUUUGUCUCCUCGCAGUGACAGAUACAGCCUGACUGAUAUUGUGGAAAAAGAGUCAAGUGUGACACAGACUGUGACCACAUCUCUGAUGACCACAGGUCUGACUGUUAGCACGCCUUGUGCCUCCACUACUGUAACUCCUGUAACAUCAGGGUCAGCUGUCAGUACGCCAAGUAUCACUUCUAGAUUUAUCUCUACUUCAGUAAAACCGGCACCAGAUACCAGUAUGACUGCUCUGAAUCCAGGAUCUGGCAAUGAAGCAACAGGUUGGAGUGUCAGCACGGCUGGCACUAAAGAAGUCUCUAUCCCUGCAACCCCUCAGGAAACAGCUUCAGCAGGAAUAUGGAGGUUUGUAGCAGUUGUGGCUGGUUGUGGAGUAACUGUGGGAGUCGUUGUGCUGGUUUCUGCAAUGCUCUGCAAAAGAAGAACUGAAAAAAGUGUUUCCAAGAGACCAAAAACAAUCAUCACUGGUUUGCUGGAUGGUUUUGAUGAAACCUACAGUAUCGUCACCUAUGAAUGUUUCUCUGAGUGACGACAGCAGCACCUCUGAUACAUCAGCCCUGACAGACACAGUGUACAGCACUCUAAACAUAUGAAAUCCAAACAAUUGUUUUUCUUGCAACAUUUUUUACUUCGCUUUCUGAUG
This is a messenger RNA of Epinephelus fuscoguttatus (brown-marbled grouper), 1909 nucleotides long. RefSeq lists its product as uncharacterized. Bases 65 to 1795 code for a protein of 576 amino acids. The record is from RefSeq and is a predicted model, not a curated record. NCBI's taxonomy places the organism in Eukaryota, Metazoa, Chordata, Actinopteri, Perciformes, Serranidae. The transcript has 15 exons.